Molecule: messenger RNA, 1972 nt
Organism: Mugil cephalus (flathead mullet)
Lineage: Eukaryota; Metazoa; Chordata; Actinopteri; Mugiliformes; Mugilidae
Product: homocysteine-responsive endoplasmic reticulum-resident ubiquitin-like domain member 2 protein
Exons: 9
Coding region: 256-1404 (382 amino acids)
Biological process (GO): endoplasmic reticulum unfolded protein response
Molecular function (GO): protein binding
Source: RefSeq, a predicted model, not a curated record
ACUGUUGCCCAGCGGGUGGCGGUAACAAAUCAUAACAUUCAAUAUCGACGACCUUCCGACAUCCAACGAAGAAGAACAGCUAGCUUCAGCUCAGGUUUAGUCACAAGUAGAUAACGUUUCUCUAAAAAAAAGCUGUGUGCCACCGUCUGUAAGUAAAUGGCACGUUAACAACAACCCAGACUGGAGCCAGUACGCGGGAGCUGUAGUCCACGUCUUUUUCUUUUGUUUUCCUUCGGAGACAAAUGAUUUUGAGCGAUGGAUCCAGCUGUUGUGGACGGUCCCGUUAUCUUGGUCAUCAAGGCCCCCAACCAGAAGUACGAUGACCAGACAAUCAACUGUUACCAGGACUGGACGGUGGAGAAACUCAAAGCCCACCUGUCUGAUGUGUACCCAAGUAAACCGAGCUCCAAAGACCAGAGGCUGGUGUAUUCUGGGAAGCUGCUUUUGGAUCACUUUACAUUAAAAGAUGUGCUCAGAAAGCAGGACGAGUACCAUAUGCUCCAUCUGGUGUGCGCUUCUCGAACCCCUCCCAGCUCUCCGAAGCCCCCCCGCAGCCGCAUUAACAAGCCCCCGGAGAGCGCAGCCGGUCCCACGGCACUUCAGAACUCUAACAGUCCUCCCCAAGGUGGCCAGUCGUCUACAGGAGAGAGCAGCGAUGGACUCAGACAGCGAGCCGGGCCCUUCCCUUACCAUCAGAUGUAUCCGCAAUUAAUGCACAGCUGGAAUCAGUACUCGGCACAGCCCACCCUUCCCACGAACAUGCCCGCGUACUACAACCCCAUGACGCUAAUGUGGUGGCAGCAGCUCUACGCCAGGCAGUACUACAUGCACUAUCAGCUGCUGGCCGCCUCCUCCCAGCAGCUCCGGCACGACCAGGCCUCCGCCCAGUCCAGCCGGCCCGACCCUCUGAGCCAGCGGCCGCAAGCGGCUCGCCACGGCAACCAGGAGGUCCAGAUGAACGCCCAGGGGGGGGAGAUCCUGAACGAGGACGAGCUCAACCGGGACUGGCUGGACUGGGUGUACACGUUCUCACGAGCCGCCAUCUUGCUCAGCAUAGUCUACUUCUACUCAUCCUUCAGCCGCUUCGUCAUGGUGAUGAUGGCCAUGCUGGUGCUUUACCUGCACCAGGCCGGCUGGUUUCCCUUUAACCUGGAGAACGAACUCCAGCUUCCCGAAGACAGAGCCAAUCAGGACGACGUGGAUGGAGAGCUACAAAACCCCGACUUACAAGAAAUGGACGGAGCGAUGGACGACGGCUCAGACGACGACGGGGAGAGCGGCGAGGAAGGAGCAGAGGACCCCAACAGCGCCCCGAACGCCGGCUUCUUCUCCUCCACGUGGUCGUUCAUCAUCACCUUCUUCAUGUCGCUCAUCCCGGAGGGGCCCCCGAACGCUGCUAACUGAACCGCCGCCCUCCACCGGAGCGUUUUGUUUCUUUAGGGGGGGGGGGGGCGGCGAAGUGGUGUCCAUCCCGCCUGCUUAGGGAGACUGUUUGUGUCACCAUGCAGUGUUACAGUUUCUCGAUAAGUCUACUUAAUAUAUGACACUCUGAGCCGAAAACACAAAAGACCGACUUAACCCGAAAGGAGGGGGGUGACAAAAAUGUUGUUUAUAUUGAGUUUAUUAUUUGUUUUCAUUUUAUUUUAUUUUAAAAUCUUAGUUUAACUGCUAUGCACAAGGAUUGGUAGCGAUGCCUUGUCGGGAAGAUUUCUAACAGAACCUAAUUACAGCGCCACUCAUGAAUCAGUGUAUUCUUUGUAAUAUUUGUUUAAAUAGUUUUGUUCGAAUUGUAAUAAUAGUGGUUAUAUCACAAAGAAAGGACCGCCGGUGUCCAAACUAUUAAUUUACAUGUCUUUGUAAAACAUGUCCGAACACAUUUGUACUGUGUUGAAGUGUAACGCAGAGUGAUGCUGGCUACUGAGAUUUUUUUUUUUUUUUUUUUUUUUUUUUAUUAAAGUGAACCAAUGUACCA